Molecule: messenger RNA, 2126 nt
Organism: Cucumis melo (muskmelon)
Lineage: Eukaryota; Viridiplantae; Streptophyta; Magnoliopsida; Cucurbitales; Cucurbitaceae
Product: CDT1-like protein a, chloroplastic
Exons: 7
Coding region: 5-1915 (636 amino acids)
Biological process (GO): DNA replication preinitiation complex assembly; regulation of DNA-templated DNA replication initiation; mitotic cell cycle
Cellular component (GO): nucleus
Molecular function (GO): DNA polymerase binding; DNA binding
Source: RefSeq, a predicted model, not a curated record
GAAGAUGCUACUAUCCUUCCAUAUAUUAACCCCCUUCACAUUUUCUACCCUAAAAUCAUCGAUUUCCCCUUUACACUUCCAAUCUGUAACAAUGGCCGAUGCUUCACACAAGAUUUCUUCACCUUCAUCAACUUUACCCUUCAAAUCCAAGAAAAAUUUGGGCUCCAACUCCAAAUCAUUGCUUAAGGAUCCGCAAUCUUUGAGCUCCAAGACGCCGGAGAAGCCGGCGGAGCGAACUAGGAAGCGGAAGGUUGCGCUUUCGAUUAAAGAGGUUAAACGAGCUGCUCAGAGCGUCAAUGAAUCUAAUCGUCAGUUGCCUCAUGAUCUGACCACUAAAGGGAGUAAAUUAGUUAGAAGACAGAUGGAUUCAUCAUCGAAUGAAAGUCUAUCUAGUAGAUCCAAGACUCGUGUUGAUAAAAAGUCCAAUAAAUUGCCUGAGAAAUUUGAGCUGCUGUGUAAGUUCUUUGAUUGCUUGGAUUCUGCAAUGCGGUUGUUACGAUUUAAAGGUGUAGCCUCCAACUUCUCUAACGUUUGCACUAAGAUUGAAGUCCUCACUGAUAGGAGGUUUUCAUACAAUCAUUUGGCUCAAUUGAAGUUUAUUUUACCUGAAGCAAUUAUGCUGAAGAAAGUUGUGGUCUUUGAUGAGCGUACCAGCUGUAUGAAGCCAGAUCUUCAUAUAUCUUUCAAUUUUGAUAUCCUAGAGAGUAAGGAGGACCAGUAUAUGCAAUUGAGGAAGUUGUUCAGGACACGACUUUCAGAAUUUGCGAGUUCCCAUCCAGAGAUUGAUGACGUUCCAAAGGAUUUGCUACCGAAUCCAUUUAAUUUCAGAAGCCAAAAUCUUUUCCCAAAAACCAACCCAUUAUCUUCUGUCAAGACAUCAAUUGAGCAACUAGGGCCUGAGCAACCAAUGCCAUCAGCAGAAGGCCUUCUCUCUAAUCAUCAUUUAGAAGAAAAUCAAGGUUUCCGGAUAAUUAAAUCUACUGAUCAUGGCCCAAAUAAAAAGAAGGAAUUAUUAGGGUUGUCUCAUUUUUCACCAUCUAUUAGCCGACUUUUCUCUCAAAAAGUUGUUGACAGAGAAAUGGAAAAAACUCAUGUCGAGACAAAUAUGGAUGCAGAAACUUCGUCUACAACCAAACCUUUCUCCCCAAUUAAACUAUCUUCCAACUCAACCUCUAACUUACAUUGUGUUGAAAAAUAUGCUUCUCCAAUUUGCUCUUCAACAUUGCCAAUUCCCACAACUCCCAGUAAUAUGGUAGGAAUAGUAAGCAUGAGAAAAGAAGAUGGUCAAUAUGCAAAAGCUAAUGAUAUUGAUUCAACUCCCGCAAAGUUUGUUUCAACCCCGGACCGGCUGAUGGCUAGCACACCUGCAAUAUCUGCACCAAAACGAAGUUCCAUGACUCCAGACGAUGAUUUUGCCUAUUCAACGAACAAAUUAGUCAGACGUCCACCCCGUUCGAGAUCACUUGUAUUUGACACUCCCACAAAAGAAGAUAAAAACAAGGUUGACACAGAUGUUUCACUGGACGAUGACAUUCUAGAUGUCCUAUCUCAGAGCCUUGUACAAUCGAUUAGAGAGAAAGAAAGAAAGAUCAAAGAAGACCAAAUGCCAGCAAUAACACAAGCUAAGAGACGACAGAAAAUGAUUGCUGGCCUGCCAAAACUCUUCAAUGCUAUCUUCUUCUUGUACCACAAGCGUACAGUUAUUAAACGAGAGGAGCUAUUAAACAAAAUAAUCGUCGGCAGUGUUGAUAUCCUUGAUAGGAGAGAAAUUGAAGAGCAACUAGAUUUGUUGUUCGAACUCGUACCCGAAUGGAUUUCUCAGAAGUCGGCAUCCAACGGUGGUGAUGUGCUAGUUUGCAUCAAUAAAUUGUCAAAUGUUGAAUUGGUUCGUGUUCGACUCGAAGAAGCUAGGUAAAGGAGUAAAGAAGUUUAUCGAUCUUUUUGUCUCAGCAUCUAAUAGCCUCUGUCUUGUAUAAAAUCCAUAAUGUAAUUGUAACAAAAACAAAAAUAACAAAUUUCUAACUACAGUUUUUUUUGUUUUGAUUGAUCUCUUGCUCUUUGAUAAAGCUUGUUAACUUAUUGUAAUUUUGCCAAGAUAGAUGAUACAUAACAAGAAUUCCCUCGGA